AUGCCUUCGGCGCAGCGGGGGCUCCGCCUGCUGUGGCGCCCCCUUCGCCUGGCGGCGCGAUGGCGCGGCCGCCGCGCGCCGCGGGGACGCUCCCGCUGCUGGCCCUGCUGCUCGCGGCGUCAGGGGCCCCUGCGGGCCAGCCUGCCGAGGAGCCCGCGGCCUCCUGCGAGGCCUCCGGCGGCGCCGCGGGGGCCGCCGGCGCGGGCCUCUGCCCCGAGGACGGCCCCGCGGCAGAGCUGGUGCCUCCGCUGCGGCUGCGCGUGCGGAAGUACGAGGGCUCCAAGGGCAGCGGGAACACCUACGGCGGCGAGCUCGCGCUGGCCUCGUUUCGGGCGCGCGGCUUCCGCCUGGUGGAGGACGACAGCUGGGACGUGCUGUGGACGCACUUCUGGCAUGCACAAGGUGCUCGACGGCAUGGCCCUGCCACCGCGGACGGGCGGGCGCGACCGCCUGGCCAGCCAGUGCGGCUACUUCAUGGCCGCCGGCCAGAAGUGCCGGCUGGCGCGACACGUGGCCGCCGUGCGCGCGGCGCUCGGCGGCUCCGUGGAGGGCCGCCAUCCGCCGACGUACGAGCUGAAGAACCAGACGCAGUUCAACGCGUGGAGGGCGGCCGCGCAGAGCGACCUGGGCCUCCACUGGAUCGUGAAGCCGUGCGCGGCUGGCCGCUCGGCUGGGAUACGGCUGCUCAGCGGUUCGGAGGUCGCGGGCAUCGCGGAGCCCGCCUGGGACUCCUGGGACGUGGCCCAGGCCUACCUGGACCCGUACAUGGGCUUCGGAGGCAGGAAGUUCCACCUCAGGCUCUACCUCUUGGUGACGCGCUGGAGCCCGGCGGGCGCUCUCCUGUACGACUCGGGGCUCGUGCUGCGCAGCCGCCGCGCGUACACGGAGGGGCGGCGCAGCGACGAGGACAUCUUCUCGGCCAUCUCCGACGACGUGGAGCCGCUUGCACUGGCGGCGCUGUGGGGGCAGAUCGGCGGGGAGGCCGCCGGCCGCGUGUGGUCGGAGAUCGGGGCCCUCUUCGCGGAGCUGCUCGGCCACCGGCUGGCGGAGUCCUUCGGGGACCCGCGGAGGCUGCUGGAGAGGCCCUACGGGUGCUUCGACCUCUUCGGGGCCGACGUCCUGCUCGACGCCGGGCUGCGGCCCUUCCUGCUGGAGGUGAACAUGGGGCCCAACCUGUACGUCGAGGGGCGGGGCGCGUACAGGGAGGUGCUCCGGCAGGUGAAGGCCCCGCUGGUGGAGCAGGUGGUGGACUGGCUCGCGCUGCGGGCGCGGCGCGCGCCGCAGGGCCGCGAGGCUGCAGAGGCUCUGGAGGCGUCGACGCUGCUGAACUUCACGCGCGUGCUGUAG
Molecule: messenger RNA, 1347 nt
Organism: Prorocentrum cordatum
Lineage: Eukaryota; Dinophyceae; Prorocentrales; Prorocentraceae
Source: the annotation of a GenBank genome assembly